AAACAGAGAAGGACUAUGGCAUCAAACAGUCUGUUCAGCUCAGUGACACCAUGUCAGCAAAACUUCUUUUGGGAUCCCAGCACCAGCCGGAGGUUCAGCCCCCCCUCCAGCAGCCUGCAGCCCGGCAAGAUGAGCGAAGUGAGCCCGGUAGUAGCAGCCCAGCAGCAGCAGCAGCAGCAGCAGCAAGAGGCGGCGGCGGCCGUGCCCAGGCUGCGCCCCCACGAUAACCGCACCAUGGUGGAGAUCAUCGCCGAUCACCCCGCCGAGCUGGUCCGGACCGACAGCCCGAACUUCCUGUGCUCCGUGCUGCCCUCGCACUGGCGCUGCAACAAGACCCUCCCGGUGGCAUUCAAGGUGGUGGCUUUAGGAGAAGUACCUGAUGGGACCGUGGUCACCGUCAUGGCUGGAAAUGAUGAAAACUAUUCUGCAGAGCUGAGGAACGCCUCUGCUGUGAUGAAGAACCAAGUGGCCAGGUUUAAUGACCUAAGAUUUGUGGGCAGGAGUGGAAGAGGGAAGAGUUUUACCUUAACAAUAACUGUCCUUACGAACCCCCCGCAAGUCGCUACAUACCACAGAGCUAUAAAGGUUACAGUGGAUGGACCAAGAGAGCCAAGGAGGCACAGACAGAAGCUUGAUGACUCUAAACCUAGUUUGUUCUCUGAACGUCUCAGUGAUUUAGGGCGCAUUCCUCAUCCCAGUAUGAGAGUAGGGGUCCCGACUCAGAGCCCACGGCCCUCUCUGAACUCUGCACCAAGUCCUUUUAAUCCACAAGGACAGAGUCAGAUUACAGACCCCAGACAGGCACAAUCAUCCCCUCCGUGGUCAUAUGACCAGUCUUACCCAUCCUACUUGAGCCAGAUGACUUCACCAUCCAUUCAUUCCACAACUCCCCUGUCCUCUUCACGAGGCACAGGCCUUCCUGCCAUCACCGAUGUGCCCAGACGCCUCUCAGGUAAAGACCAUGCUUCUGCCGAUUGUAGCUGGGAGUCAACAUUUCAAAAGGAGGACAAAGCUGGUGCUUCAGAGCUGGGCCCAUUUUCAGAUCCCAGGCAGUUCACAAGCAUUUCAUCCCUCACUGAGAGCCGCUUCUCCAACCCACGAAUGCACUAUCCAGCUACCUUUACCUAUACACCGCCAGUCACCUCAGGCAUGUCACUGGGUAUGUCAGCAACCACUCACUACCACACCUACUUACCACCGCCCUAUCCAGGCUCUUCCCAAAACCAAAGUGGACCAUUCCAGACCAGCAGCACUCCAUAUCUCUACUAUGGCACUUCAUCAGGAUCAUACCAGUUCCCCAUGGUGCCGGGAGGAGACCGCUCCCCUUCCAGAAUGCUUCCUCCCUGCACCACCACAUCAAACGGCAGCACACUAUUAAAUCCUAACUUGCCUAACCAGAAUGACGGUGUGGAGGCUGAUGGAAGCCACAGCAGCUCCCCAACUGUUUUGAAUUCUAGUGGCAGAAUGGAUGAGUCUGUUUGGAGGCCAUAUUGA
This is a messenger RNA of Emys orbicularis (European pond turtle), 1494 nucleotides long. RefSeq names its product RUNX family transcription factor 2 (gene RUNX2). The coding region runs from base 16 to 1494 and encodes 492 amino acids. The transcript is spliced from 9 exons. Gene Ontology annotation, cellular component: nucleus. The record is from RefSeq and is a predicted model, not a curated record. Gene Ontology annotation, molecular function: ATP binding; DNA-binding transcription factor activity, RNA polymerase II-specific; RNA polymerase II cis-regulatory region sequence-specific DNA binding. Gene Ontology annotation, biological process: neuron differentiation; ossification; regulation of transcription by RNA polymerase II. Lineage: Eukaryota; Metazoa; Chordata; Testudines; Emydidae.